Poecilia reticulata (guppy) is the source of this 2935-nucleotide messenger RNA. RefSeq names its product RNA binding motif protein 12Ba (gene rbm12ba). NCBI's taxonomy places the organism in Eukaryota, Metazoa, Chordata, Actinopteri, Cyprinodontiformes, Poeciliidae. The record is from RefSeq and is a predicted model, not a curated record. Gene Ontology annotation, molecular function: RNA binding.
AACAGGUUUAAAAUAAUAAUACACAUGCCAAUGAAGGAAUGUCUGUAAUGUAUAAUCAAAAAUAUAUGUUCUGUACUCUUAAUCAGCUGAAUGUUAUAAUACAUUAUAGAAAGUAAGGUUUGAACAGCUUGAUUGUCGUAUAAGGAUCACUGAUCGUUAAGAUUAAAGAUAAUGAGUGAGGAAGGAACAUACUGAAGUAAUGGGUCGACAAAGUAACACAUUGAUUAUGUUUUGUAAGAAAAGAAAGGCUUAGAAGGAGAAACUGUGUGGAGUGAGUCAUCACUGAGCGGGGGCGAGGCAGAAUCAGAAACAGAUGGUCAACGGAAAACAAGAAAAGUACCGGAGAUGUUGUAAUGAGGUAUGAAUGAGUCAUAAGAGAGUUGGGGAAGGUUGGGACUUUGUGUGUGAUGAAUCUACAUAAUAUAUUUGAAUUUUUUCAUGAUAUUGUAAUCUGUAUGUAAUGUAGUUCACACUCCAUCCGCUAGGAGGCAGUGAUGGGUUACACAGCACCUCAGAGUAAAUAAAGGGAGGAAACCCGCUGGCUGAUGAUCAGUCCGAGGGAGAGAUGAGGGAGAUAGAGCUGGCAGGGCUCACAAAGUUAUGGAUAAAUUGGAACUGGAUUUCAUUUCUUAAACCCUUUAAAAUCCUAGGACACGUAGGCAAGCUAUAGCCUUCUAAAUUUACAGACAACACCCUGCCUGCAGGGACAAAGGACGGAAAGAAUGAGCACGAUCCUCAGACUGGAAGGACUGGGCGUGAAGGCAGGCACUGAAGAUAUACGGACCUUCUUUCAGUCCCUGGACAUACCUGAUGGAGGAGUUUACAUUAUGGGAGGACAUCUCGGCGAGGCUUUCAUUUCAUUUACCACUGCAAGUGAUGCACAGGCUGCCUUGCUGCGCAGUGGGAAUUUACUCAAAGGCUCCAUGGUGAUCCUGCACAUCAGCAGCAUGGAAGAGAUAGAGAGGAAACUCGAGGAGUCCUUAAAUAGCAAGAAAACUUCGCUCACCGUAAGAAAGCCCCACCCACGUUCAGCUGAAAAGGAAAUGUCAAGGCAACAUAAGGAUAAAAAUGGCGAUGUCAAGUCCAAAUCCAGCUCGCAUGAUGUUUACAUGUCUAAGGUGAAGCACAAAUCCGGACCUCGUGACAUUAAAAUAUUGAAGCCCAGAUCCAGAUUACAUGAAGACAUGACUACAAUGAAGCAUAAAUCCAGGCCACAUGUUAACACGACAACAAAGCCCAAAUCUAGGCUGCAUGAUGUUAAUAAGAUCAAGGGAACGCCCAAAUCCAGGCCACAUGGUGAUAGUACUUCAAUUUCAUCUUCAGCUGCAUUUCCACUUGAUCCUGAUCCUGCUGAUUUGCCAGCUUCUAAUGCACAACAUUUUCAGCUGAGUCCAACAAACAUGCCGGCUUUGAAUACACAACCAUUGGAUGCCGAUUCUUUUUUACUUGGGGUUUGUAGUGUCCUUAAAAGACUCCAAUCAACUCAAACCAUGGUGCCAAUGUUUGAGUUUCCCCACGUUGACAGCACAACUUCCUCUGAAGUGGUUAGAAAUCCAGAACAUACAUUGGACUUGAGGCCAGGCUAUGCCCGGCUAUUUGGGCUGCCAGCUUCAAUUACUAAAGAAGACAUUUGCAAGUUCUUCAAAGGAUUGCGUGUAGAAGAUGUUAUAGUUAACAUCGAACUGGGAAUCAGUCGUGGCUGCCUUGUGAAGUUUGCAGAUAUGCAAGAUGCAUCUGAUGCUCUUGGCUUCAACCAACAGUUGCUGGGCUCCAUUCAUGUGGAAGUACGUGGAGCAGAUGAAAAACUGUGGGUCAGAGCUCUUCAGGAAUGUAGUAAGGCUUUUGAUGACAGGUCAAAGUGGAAACAUGAAAGAUCUCCAACGGAAAAGGCUCACUACGAGAGAAGAUCUGUUCCUUCCCUUAAGAGGAUAUCUGAUCAAGUUCAGUUUAAACCAUUAAAAAAACCAAAACUUGAUGCGGAACCCAAUGCUUCAUCAUCAAGACCCUCGGAGUACACAGUCAUGGUCAGAAACCUGCCAAAAAACAUGACCAAGACUGACAUAAAAGAGCUGUUCAGAUGCCCAAACCUACCGCACAAAAAUGUGCUUCAUCUGCUUGACGAAACAAGCAAUAUCACUGACACAGCUUUUCUGAUUUUUAACUGUACUGAGGACUUUGACUACGCCAUUAAUCUCUCUGGCUGCCAUGGUGGCUCUGGUGCCAUUGAGGUUAAAUCAAUCUCCAAGGAGCUCAUGUGGAAAAUGAUCACCAAAAACCACCCCAGAAACCAAAGGACUGGUCCGAGUGAUCCAAGAUUACAACGCAGCUUCAGGAAGUCGGAGCCAGUGCAAACCAACGCGCCGCAGAGGGAAAGUCUAAAAGAGACGGGUCAGCGGUACAUUUUUAUUAGGAACAUGCCUGCAACUGUCAAGAAAAGUCAAAUCAGAAGCCUGUUCUGUAAAUUCAGUCUGAGUUUGGAUGAUAUAAUGUUAAUGCAUGACAGUGAGGGCUAUGGCUCGGGUGAGGCUGUGGUCAAGUUUGAAUCCGAACAGCAGGUCACGCAGGCUCAGAGGUUGCACGGCGAAGAGUUCCUGGGGUCAAAGGUGAUUCUCACCCCCAUAAAUGAGAAGCAAAUGAAGAUAAUUUUGGUGAACACCUGAGGAAUGUUUUGCCUGACCAUCAGCUUCAGCUGCACUUGACUGCAGAGGUUUCUAGUUUGCACUAAGGAUUUUUUUAUUUCAAGAUCUCCCUACAUUAUCGUUCUCUUCAUAUAUACUGCACAGUCUGCAAUAAAUGUUCUAAUAAUUAAUGGAAGACAUUCCCAAGUGUUGGAUACUACUGCGAUGAAAAGAUGCCUUGGAUUUGUGUACAAACAUGUUGGAGAUCUUUGUUUACCUUUAUUCUGCAUGGCUAAAUAAAUUUUUUAUAUGCCUUU